AUGGCAAAGGCAUUGCAGUUACCUGCAAUUAAUCCAUUUGAUGUUAACGGUGACCAAACAAGUGUCUCACAAAGGUGGGACAGGUGGAAGAAAACCUUUGAAUUCUACCUAACAGCAUCCGGCAUUACGGAUAAAGCGCAAAAAAGGGCUUUAUUUCUACAUUCCGCGGGAAGUGAAGUUCAAGAAAUAUUUGAUACCCUUGGGGAGUCGGGAGAUGAUUUGGACGGUGCCAAAAAGAAAUUAGAUGAGUACUUCCAACCAAAACGGAACAUAGCAUUUGAGCGCCAUUUGUUCAGGAAUGCGGCACAAGGUGAAACAGAAAAAAUUGACAGUUUUGUGACUAGGCUGCGCAAACUGGCCGUAACCUGUGAAUUUGAGAAGCCAGACGACAACAUUCGAGAUCAAAUUGUUGAAAAGUGUAGAUCGUCAAAAUUAAGAAAAAGACUCCUAAAGGAAAAGGAAUUAACUUUAAAAAGUGCAAUGGAUAUAGCCCGAGCUGGCGAAAUUGUAAACGAGCAAGCAGACAGAUUCAAGGGCAGUGAAACAUUUUCAAGCUCCGAUGUAAACACUGUUAGGCCGUCGGUAAGUCACAGGAAACAAUACGUGUCUGAGAAAAGUUCGCAGAAAGAUGCCACGUGUUUUCGGUGCGGACGGAAGGGCCACAUUGCAAGGAACUGUACAAUUACUAAGGACAAAACAUGUAAUAAGUGCGGAAAGAAGGGUCAUUUCGCAAAAGUGUGUAAGACCAAAUCGGAUACCCCGCGCACUAGACCAGGUAAGGACCGCAGUACAAAGCAUGUUCAUUUAGUGCAGAGCGAGUCCUCAGAUGACGAGUUCGCAUUUGCUGUCUACAAAAAAGAUACAAAUGGCAUGAUAGACGUUAGCGUGGGCGGAGCUAAGAUACAGAUGCUAAUCGACUCUGGCGCAAGCUGCAAUAUCGUGAACCACAAUGUAUGGAGCGCCAUUAGCGCUAACGAUGAAACAAUGUCCCUAUCGAGAAGCACAAAAAGAUUGUUUUCUUACGGAUCAAAGGAACCAUUACAAAUACUAGGAACAUUUCGGGCAGUCACCAAGCAUGGACUGCGUGAAACAUAUGCAGAGUUUGCUGUCGUUGAAGGCGAUUAUAUUUCCUUACUAGGAAAAGACACAGCGGUAGAGCUAGGAGUUUUACGCAUAGGGACCGAUGAGCCGAACCUAUGCUCCGUUAGAAAUGAACUUGAUAGGAUUGUUGCCUCAAGAAAUUCUGUUUUCAAUGGAGUAGGGAAACUGGAAAAUUUUCAACUGAAAAUUCAUAUCGACAAGACCGUGACCCCUGUAGCACAACCGUUACGACGCUUACCAUUUAAUGUGAGGAAAAGCGUGAACAAAAAGCUCGAGGAGCUGGAGAAGAUGGACAUAAUUGAGAAGGUAAACAGCCCAACGGCUUGGGUGUCGCCACUUGUCGUUGUGCCUAAGAAAAACGGGGAAAUUCGAAUCUGUGUUGAUAUGAGACGGGUCAACACUGCCGUUCAACGUGAGCGAUACCCGAUUCCGACUGUGGAUGAAAUGCUUGAAGAUAUGAACGGCAGCACAGUGUUCUCAAAACUUGAUUUACGUUGGGGAUACCACCAAAUAGAGCUAGACGAGGAAUCAAGAGAGAUAACCACAUUUGUGACACACGAGGGCCUUUAUCGCUAUAAGCGCCUCAUGUUCGGAAUUUCCUCAGCAUCUGAGAUCUACCAAAGAGUAAUUGGACAAGUUAUUCAAGGUAUCAAAGGAGUGAGGAAUUUGUCUGAUGACAUCAUAGUUUACGGGACGGACCAGGCGGAUCAUAACAAGAAACUUACGAAAGUGCUUGACAGAUUAGCUGAGAAAGGGCUUACCCUUAACAGAGAAAAAUGCGAAUUCGGUCUAUCUAAAAUUGUUUUCCUCGGACAUGUGAUUUCAUCAGAGGGGGUUAAACCUGACCAGGAAAAGAUCAAAGCAGUAUCGGAGACCAGGACGCCGAGCAACAGUUCCGAAAUAAGGAGCUUCCUGGGGCUGGCAAAUUACUGCGGCCGUUUUAUACCAAAUUUCUCAACAAUUGCUGCCCCUUUACGAGAACUUACAAGGAAGAACACGCACUGGAGUUGGACGAAAAGACACCAGGAUGCGUUCGACAUGCUGAAAAGAGCGCUCGUGAGUGCCGAAGCUCUAGCAUAUUAUAAUUCAAAAGCCGAGACAAGAAUAAUCGUGGAUGCAAGUCCCGUUGGACUUGGGGCCAUUCUAGCACAGAAACAACCAGACGGAUUGUUCAAACCAAUUGCAUAUUCAAGUCGAACUCUAACCGACGUUGAGCAACGGUACUCGCAGACUGAGCGCGAGGCUCUAGGUGUCGUGUUUGGUUGUGAAAAGUUUCACAUGUAUAUAUACGGGCUAGAAUUCGAAAUCUGGACGGAUCACAAGCCGUUGACCUACAUUUUUUCUCCAAAGUCGAAACCACCAGCUAGAAUCGAGCGAUGGAUAUUGCGACUUCAACCGUAUAAGUAUAAGAUUGUCUAUAUACCUGGGCCAAAGAAUGCUGCUGAUGCUCUAUCCAGAUUGAGUCAGAAUCAGGCUUGCCGAAUACGCCACAUUGCAGACGAGUAUGCGCAUUUCAUUGCAGAUAAUGCUGUACCGAAAGCACUCACUAUUCAAGAAGUUCGUCAGAAAACGUCGGAGGACCGAGAACUCGUCGAGAUUAUGAGGAGGAUCAAAACAGGACACGGGCGUCUGGAUCCUAAAAUUCGUACUGUGGAAGCGGAACUUUCAGUCGUCGACGGAAUAGUAUUACGUGGAUCGCGCAUCUUACUGCCUAAAUGCCUAAGGAAACAAACAAUACAGUUGGCCCACGAAGGACACCAGGGUAUUGUCCGCACGAAACAAAGAUUAAGAGAAAAAGUAUGGUGGCCAGGCAUAGAUACAGAAGCCGAGCGAUUUGUUAGAACAUGUCAACAAUGCCAACUUUUGUCGAACAACAAUAGGCCCGAACCAGUUCGAACAACGAUAUUACCCGAUGGGCCAUGGCAGGAUCUGGCUAUAGAUCUUAUGGGACCGUUUCCUUCUGGGGAAUAUCUACUAGUCGUUAUAGACUAUUUUUCCCGAUUUCAGGAGGUAGCCAUUAUGAAAACGAUAACCAGCGAGAAGAUCAUUCUUCAACUUGAGAGAAAUGGGGAGGUAGAAAGGCAAAACCGAACACUACUCAAAGCCAUUAAAGCUGCAAACGCAGAAGGCAAGGAUUGGAGACAAGAACUACCCAAGUUUUUACUUGCGUACCGUGCGACCCCACAUUCUACAACCGGAAAAAGCCCUGCAGAGUUAUUAUAUAAUCGGAAAAUUCAUACCAAGUUACCAGAGAUCAGUGCAAGAAUCGAUCACAAAGAAAUAAGAGAAACGGACGCAAGACGGAAAGAGGAUUUUAAAAUAAGAGCGGAUGAGAAGCGCCGCGCCAUACCGUGUGAAAUUGAGAUCGGUGACACUGUUGUACAACGUCAGCCAAAGCGCGAUAAGUUGUCAACCGAGUUCGCUCCUGAGAAGUUCAUCGUGAGGGAGAAAUGCAGAAAUGCAGCGACUCUCGAGGAUGAAAAUGGAUCGUUGAUUAAGCGAAACUGUACGGCUAUAAAGAAAUUUAUAUCGAGCGACGAAAACGAAACGGAAACGCAUGACCCCGAAAUUAGCGCAGACGAAACAGGAGACGAAUUGGAUAAAGACCGUUCUGUCACAGAUACCGGAAGACCAACCCGGGAACGUAAACCACCCGCCUAUCUAAAAGACUAUGUGACCACCUGA
This is a messenger RNA of Saccostrea cuccullata (small rock oyster), 3786 nucleotides long. RefSeq lists its product as uncharacterized. Lineage: Eukaryota; Metazoa; Mollusca; Bivalvia; Ostreida; Ostreidae. Gene Ontology annotation, molecular function: nucleic acid binding; zinc ion binding; aspartic-type endopeptidase activity. Gene Ontology annotation, biological process: proteolysis. The transcript is spliced from 2 exons. The record is from RefSeq and is a predicted model, not a curated record. Bases 1 to 3786 code for a protein of 1261 amino acids.